AUGCUUGUGGUGUUUGUUACGAAUGUUCUUUUGGCUGCAAUUAGUUUCGGCCAAUGCAGAGCAGUGAUCAAUCCACAGCAAAGCUUUCUCCUCAAUCCUGGAUCACAGAGUUCAAUUACCAGAGAACUCCAGCUUGGCGAAUUAAACUUCCUACACACAACUGAUACACAUGGCUGGUUGGGGUCGCAUUUAAACCAAGCCAAUUAUGACGCUGAUUGGGGCAACUUUGUAAGCUUUGUGUCGAACUUCAGACACAAUAAAAUCGGACCAUCCAGAGAUCUCAUUUUGAUAGACACAGGGGACAAACAUGAUGGAAAUGGACUCAGUGAUGCUACAGCGGUCAAUGGCGAGGUUUCCACGAAGAUUUUCAACGAGCAAGACUAUGACUUGCUCACGUUAGGGAAUCACGAACUUUACACCGAGGAGAACACCGUUUUGGAGUAUUUUUCAACAGCAAUAUCUGACAAGUUCAAAGAUGCGUAUGUUUCCAGUAACGUUGAGUUUGUCAUGGAAAAUGGUCAUUUGGUGCCUUUUGGGUCGAAAUAUCGUUACUUCAAAACGAAAAAUCGUAAGCUCCGUAUCCUGGCAUUCUCAUUCAUGUUUGAUUUCCAACGUGCCAAUUCGAGAGCCAAAGUAACAUCUGCAAUCGUUUCUCUUCAACAAAAAUGGUUCAAAAAAGUUGUUUCCCAAUAUCCAGAAUCUGAAAUAGAUGUGAUUGUCAUUUUCGGUCAUAUGCCGAUUACCGACCCAGAUAACCACGAAAUUAACCAGGUUCAUUCUGUUUUCCGGACUCAUUAUCCGAACUCGAUAAUUCAGUAUUUUGGUGGUCAUUCCCACGUAAGAGACUUUGCGAUCUUCGACAAAUACUCAACCGGGCUACAAAGUGGGCGAUUUGCGGAGACUUUGGGGUUUUUGUCGAUUGACGACGUCAAGACUAGUUCACCGAAAUUCGAUAGACGUUACAUUGACUUUAACAAAGCUCAAUUUUCGCACCAUUCGGGGUCAUCUUUGCAAACCGAGAAAGGUGCGAAACUAUCGCAGAAAAUUGAUCAUUUAAGAAAAGAGCUGAAGCUCAACGAUGUUGUGGGCUAUGUCCCGUCGACAUUUUACAUGUACUCCAAGCCAAUUGACUCGAAACACAAUAUUUAUAAUCUGCUGACCUCAAAGGUCUUGCCAACCCUCAAGUCAGACAAGACAGAUGAGUCAAAAUCUCGUUUCACCAUCAUUAACACUGGGUCAAUCAGAUAUGACCUGUAUGAGGGCAAUUUCACGAAAGAUACGGAAUACAUCGUAUCGCCAUUUCCUAAUGACUGGAACUUUGUCGAAGUACCGUUUUCGCUGGCCGAACUCGUAGCCGCUUAUUUGAAUGAUGGACCCGUUUUACUAACAUCGAUGCGGCCGCCGGAGGUUCGUAAACGUAAGCAUUUGCCAAGAACAUGCCCCUUCAGAUAUGACCCCGCUCUACGAAAGGGCUACACUACCAGCGAUGACGAUGGGUGCAAUGGAGACGAUGUUAUCCACAACACUGAACUAGUCUUUGAAGUACCCAAUGUCGUGCAGUCCGUGGAAUUGAAGAAUACGAAUGCUGACGAUAAAGUGCAUUUGGUUUUUUACAGCUUCAUUCAGAGGGAUAUCUUACGAGCGUUAAACCAUCUCAGCGGGAAGGAGCAGACAUCUAAAAAAUACACAGAUGCUGACUGUUGCAACUACGGAGGUCCUUCAACUAAGGAGCUUUUGAAACAGUACAUAAAGGGCGUGUAA
Messenger RNA from Lachancea lanzarotensis, 1761 nucleotides. It is a transcript of the gene SMN1, whose product is annotated as LALA0S18e00276g1_1. Gene Ontology annotation, cellular component: cytosol. Bases 1 to 1761 code for a protein of 586 amino acids. The record is from RefSeq and is a predicted model, not a curated record. Gene Ontology annotation, biological process: nucleotide catabolic process. NCBI's taxonomy places the organism in Eukaryota, Fungi, Ascomycota, Saccharomycetes, Saccharomycetales, Saccharomycetaceae. Gene Ontology annotation, molecular function: hydrolase activity. The transcript has a single exon.